GUGGAUAUUUGUCUCUAGCUUUUCUGCUUUUGGGAUUUGUCCUGUGCUUUUGUUCACAACUCUUUAACUCACUCAAAAGAGGAAAGCUUUACUCUUUAUUUAGAGAGAGGGAGGAAAUGGAGAAAGCAUUAACAAAAGUUGGAAGCUUGAAAGUUGGUGGGUUAUGGAUCUCAAAAAAAGCCAAGGAAGAGUUCUCUAACAUUACUGAAGACUUCACUGCUUUCUCAAAUACUGUUGAAGAGAAGGCAAAAUGGAUUUUCAACAAACUGAAAGGAAAGCCAACGAAAAGUUUGCCAGAUCUCCUUCGCGAUUACAAUUUACCACCAGGCCUUUUUCCCCAGAAUGUUGUUUGUUAUGAAUUUGAUGAAUCAAAGGCCAAGCUGAUUGUGUACUUGUCCUCUCCAUGCGAGAUCAGCUUCAAGGAUUCCUCUGUUAUAAGGUAUGCAACCCGCGUGAAAGCGAUUCUCCUUAGGGGAAAGCUCACAGGUAUUGAGGGAAUGAAGACAAAGGUCCUAGUUUGGGUUAAAGUCACAAGUGUAGCAGUUGAAACCUAUAAGUCCGACAAGGUGUGGUUUACUGCAGGAGUUAAGAAAUCAAGGCCUAAGGAUGCUUAUGAAGCACCCCGGGAUGCUGUCAGAGUCGAGGAAUUUUGAGCACUGAAUAUUCAUCACUGCUUUUUUCUUGGGAUAGAGGGCAUAAUUACUGCUAGUUUUGAUACUGACAGGAUUUCAAUCCUGAUCACUAGAACUAAAAAUCCAGUAUUCUAUCAAUAGAUCACAUAGCUGUUGACUAAUUAUUGUUAGUUAUUUUCCACCUUUAUUUGACAAGAUAAAUUGCAUUACUACUCUGAAAUCCGGGUUAUCGAUCCGAUAAUCAGUUUAUAACGCAGCCUUAAUUUAUCCC
Durio zibethinus is the source of this 903-nucleotide messenger RNA. RefSeq lists its product as uncharacterized. NCBI's taxonomy places the organism in Eukaryota, Viridiplantae, Streptophyta, Magnoliopsida, Malvales, Malvaceae. The record is from RefSeq and is a predicted model, not a curated record.